This is a messenger RNA of Phalacrocorax carbo (great cormorant), 2649 nucleotides long. The record is from RefSeq and is a predicted model, not a curated record. NCBI's taxonomy places the organism in Eukaryota, Metazoa, Chordata, Aves, Suliformes, Phalacrocoracidae.
UUUCAGCUGCAGGGCCACGGCGAUUGUCAAGCUCCUGUGCUGAGAGAAGUGGCUGAAAUGCCACCCAAAAGGUGACAGAAGUGCAGCUCUGGUGACAAACUGUCAACUGCUUCAGCACGCAAGGAUGCGUUUCUCGGUGUGGAUCCCCUCCCUGUCAAUCCCGCAAGCGACUAGAAUAAGGUUCGGUAACUUCUGACAAAAAGCAUGUGCAAAGCACACGAGCAGGACUUCAGUUAACUCCCUGACCCCGUAACGAAGCUCCUCCACAGAUGGACGCAAUGAUCUGCUAACUGAGGCCUCACACACGGACGCCAAGGACCCUUUUAUUUAAGCACCAACAACCUGAGGGCAACCUGGCUGCAGGAUGCAAGUGGGGACCAUGUUAUCAUGCCGGGGCUGAGCACGGAUCUGGAGCACAACCAUGAUGAACAGUUUGAAUUGCUCUGAAACAGACCUCAAACCCUACUACGCGAUUACAUACACUUUCAUCCUGAUCCCUGGACUAAUAGGAAACACAUUAGCUUUGUGGGUCUUUUACGGGUACAUGAAAGAGACUAAAAGGGCUGUAAUAUUUAUGAUCAAUUUAGCCAUUGCUGACUUGUCGCAGGUGUUGUCCUUGCCCCUGAGGAUCUUCUACUACUUGACCGGGACGUGGGAAUUUGGAGGAGCUCUCUGCUUGUUUUGCUUCUACCUGAAGUACGUCAAUAUGUACGCCAGUAUCUACUUCUUGGUCUGCAUCAGCGUAAGACGAUACUUGUUUCUUAUAUACCCAUUCAAAUUCAACGACUGCAAACGCAUCUGUGAUGUGUAUAUCAGCAUCGUCGGGUGGGUUGUCGUCUGUGUCGGCUGUUUGCCUUUCCCGCUCCUCAGGCUUCACCAGCAAAACACCACCAGCACCAGCACCACCACCACGUGUUUUGUGGAUCUCCCCGUACAGCAAAUUGAGCUUCCCGCCUCCAUUGCAAUGAUGACUAUAGCUGAAUUGGCGGGGUUCAUAACACCCCUACUCAUUAUCCUAUACUGCUCAUGGAAGACUGUCUUAUCACUAAAAGAAAAAAAUUCUGCUUCACAUGACCUCGGAGAGAAAAAAAAGGCUUUAAAGAUGAUUCUCACUUGUGCUCUGGUAUUUCUGAUUUGCUUUGCACCUUAUCACAUCAGCUUUCCAUUAGAUUUCUUUGUCAAAACCAAAACGAUUAAGAACGGGUGCAUCCAGAAGGUGAUCUCGGUGUUUCACGUGGUAGCUUUGUGCCUUGCCAGCUUGAACUCCUGCGUGGACCCAGUCAUCUACUACUUCACUACAGAUGAGUUCAGGAGACGCCUUUCCAGGCAGGAUUUGCAAGACAGCAUUCAGCUCCACAACCUCAGUUACGUGAGGAAGCACUCCAGAGAGCCGCUCAGGGAGGACACCAUGGACUACUAGCACCGGCCUUCCCCACACGGUUGCCAGGACUUCAAAUGUUCACUAUCUUUUGGGGUUUGGCCCAAUUUUCUUUUUCCCCAGACACUGAGAGCAAUAACUCAGACAAGCUUCUGCUGAUUUCAGUGGAGAAAUGCAAACAAAAAACCCCCAAACCCCAAACCUCACCGCAAAUAUGUUGAUUUAAUACUUUGGUUGCAAAUUUUCUCUAAAUAUAAAUAAACAACCCCGUGUAAUAUUUCUAAGCUGGGCAGUAGGAGGAGGACGCGGACCCAUGGCAAGGGGCAAUGCUGUGCCCCGUUGUCACCGGUGGGGCCAUUACACGGCCGAGACCUGGUCACGCACCCUGGCUCCAGCAAGAGGCGGCAAAGAUUUGGGGGUCUUGCUACACAGGAAGAAUGUCAUCCUGAAAAUUAGUAGGUGACACAGUUUAUAUAUAUUUCUGAAGCAAAAGACAAUCCAGCAGCGACUAAUUUUUGCGGAGUGCCAAGAGCCUGCCUCAAGCCAUGUUGACCACGCAGCGAGGAGCGUAAGGUGGCCCCAAAGGACUUGCCAUCUAAAUAAUUAACUGAGCUUCCGUUUUGGGGUGUAGCAAAUGACAUGCCCCCAAAUCACAAAGUCACUGAAGCGUUCAGACACUAUUUUUCUGCCACCAGUUCCCAUUUGUGGAUCACAAGCCAUAUGGUUUGAAGCCACGUCGCUGCCUUGGAUAAGCUUUAACCGCAGGGCUGUGCUUUGGGGGUAUUUAUUCAGGCUAGAUGUCCAUCAAGCCUUUCGGGUCCUCUUUUCACCAAAGAUGGGGCAAAUUAUUUCCCUUUCACUGAUAACUGACCCUGCGCCAUCACAUCUACUCUUCGUUAACAGCAGCUUGAUUAAAACGCAGUCAGAGGAACCAAACCUUCCUGAAGUUUACAGUAAUGGGAACUCCCUAUAAGCAGAGCCAAAGGUGCCCCACAACAGGCUACGCGAGAUUUUUAAGAAAGGCUCAAACGUGGAUGUGUUUUUAAUAACAAUUUCUUUAAAAUGAAACAACAGAAGCUUUGGGCUUGACUGGCAUUUCAUUUGCACCUUCUUGUAACAUUUAUUUUUCUGUGAACGUUUGAAAUGUUAUGUUUUGAAAUCUAAAAAUACUGUGACGGUACUAGGUUUUAUUUAAUGCAAGUGUUUGUUUUAUAGAUUUAAUUUAUAAAAAAUAUAUAUAUCUUGUAGAAAAAUGAUGUGAAUCCCAGAGA